GGUGCAGAGAGCCGGAGGAAGGCCCGGCUCCAGUCCCGACUCCCUGCCCAGUGCCCAGCCCAGGCUCCGGGAUCCACCCCCACGCCGGGGCGCCUGUGCGCAGCGCCUGCUCCGUGCGCUCCGGGGCGGAGCGGAGCGGAGCGAGGCUGGGCGGCUGCAGCCGGAGCUGGAUGUCCGGGCUCAGGGCGCUGCUGGGGCUCGGCCUGCUGGUCUCUUCGGGCCCCCGGCUGGUGGCGGCGGGCGGGGGCGCUGCCCGGUCCGGCGGGGCCUCCGCGGGGAUCUGGGGCGCAGGCCGGGAGCGCAGCAGCAGCGCCAUGCAGAGCCCGGGGCGCAGCGGGGUCACGUACCUCAGCCAGGAGGAAGCACAAGCCAUCGAUCAGGAGCUCUUCACGGACUACAAGUUCAGCGUCGACCAACUCAUGGAGCUGGCGGGGCUGAGCUGUGCGACGGCCAUUGCCAAGGCCUAUCCGCCCAGCUCCUUCACCAAAAGCCCACCCGCGGUGCUGAUCGUCUGUGGCCCAGGGAAUAACGGAGGGGACGGCUUGGUCUGUGCCAGGCACCUGAAGAUGUUUGGCUACGAGCCGAGCGUGCAUUACCCCAAGCGGCCCAGCAAAGCUCUGUUUGAAGGGUUGACGACUCAGUGCCAGAAGAUGGACAUUCCCUUUCUCUCGGAGUUCCCGUCAGAGGCCAUGCUGAUUGAUGAGCUGUAUGGCUUGGUGGUGGAUGCUAUUUUCGGAUUCAGCUUCAAGGGAGCCGUGCGGGAACCUUUCGGCAGCAUCCUCAGGACCUUGGAGCAAGUCACCGUCCCCAUCGCCAGCAUCGAUAUCCCCUCCGGCUGGGACGUGGAGAAAGGCAGCCCCGACGGCAUCCAGCCCGACAUGCUCAUUUCUCUCACUGCCCCCAAGAAGGCUGCGCAGCAUUUUGCUGGCCGCUAUCACUUCCUGGGGGGCAGGUUUGUGCCAAUGGCUCUGCAGCAAAAAUACUCACUUAAUCUGCCGCCCUACCCCGAGACUGACUGCGUCCUGCAGUUACCCUAGCCAGGGCCAGGCAGGAUUGGCUUUA
Molecule: messenger RNA, 1062 nt
Organism: Mauremys reevesii (Reeves's turtle)
Lineage: Eukaryota; Metazoa; Chordata; Testudines; Geoemydidae
Gene: NAXE
Product: NAD(P)HX epimerase
Exons: 6
Coding region: 171-1037 (288 amino acids)
Cellular component (GO): mitochondrion
Molecular function (GO): NAD(P)HX epimerase activity
Source: RefSeq, a predicted model, not a curated record